Molecule: messenger RNA, 1107 nt
Organism: Trichophyton verrucosum HKI 0517
Lineage: Eukaryota; Fungi; Ascomycota; Eurotiomycetes; Onygenales; Arthrodermataceae
Exons: 2
Coding region: 1-1107 (368 amino acids)
Cellular component (GO): endoplasmic reticulum
Molecular function (GO): dol-P-Man:Man(5)GlcNAc(2)-PP-Dol alpha-1,3-mannosyltransferase activity
Source: RefSeq, a predicted model, not a curated record
AUGCAACACAUACACUUGUUCCUUUCCGGUGAAAGAGACUACACGGCGAUUAAAGGGUCUACGGGACGUCUCGUCUACCCUGCCGGCCAUGUCUAUGCAUAUACCGCUUUAUAUAAUGUGACAGACGAGGGACGUGAUAUCCCGCUUGCGCAGACGCUGUUUGCGGCCCUAUAUCUUAUAUUCCUGGCAAUUGUUAUGGCAUGCUAUAGAGCAGUACAUGCUCCGCCAUAUAUAUACCCUCUUCUCGUGCUUUCGAAAAGAUUGCACAGUAUUUUCAUGCUGCGGAUGUUUAAUGAUGGCCCCGCUGCAGGUUUUAUCUGGCUAGCGAUGUAUAUGAUGCUUAAACGACAGUGGUAUGCCGCUGUCCUGCUAUGGACGCUGAGUGUAAGUAUAAAAAUGACAGGAUUGCUUGCUGCUCCUGCAAUCGCGGUUAUCCUUACAUUUGCUGUAGGAUUUGGGCAGGCGUUGGGGAUGGGUGUGUUCUUCGUAUUGGUACAGAUCUUACUUGGCCUGCCUUUCCUUCUAGAGAACCCAACAGGCUACAUGACAAGGGCGUUUGAGUUUACUCGACAGUUCCUGUUCAAGUGGACAGUGAACUGGCGGUUUAUCGGGGAAGAUGUAUUCUUGUCUAGACCUUUCUCAGUUGCAUUGCUAGCAGUGCACAUAUCUUUGCUGGUGACUUUCCUGGCCUUUGUCUGGACUCGUCCCGCAAAAAUGGACCUUGGUUCUUUGGUACAACAAGCAUUCCGUGGACGAAACCUGCAACGCAAUAUAUCGAACUCCUACAUUGCUACAACCAUGAUGACAUCCGUGGUUAUCGGCCUGCUCUGUGCACGGAGUUUGCACUACCAAUUCUAUGCGUAUCUCGUGUGGACAACCCCCCUGAUACUGUGGAAAAGCAGUUUCCACCCAGUUCUUGUGCUCAUCCUAUGGGCUGCGCAGGAAUGGGCAUGGAACGUCUAUCCUAGCACAAACGCGAGCUCGACGAUGGUAGUGGGUUGUCUCGCAAUUCAGGUCCUAGGUGUGUUCUGGGGGGUGCAAUGUGAAGAACAAAGGCCAGCUAAGCUCAAGGCUGAAACAAAAGACGUUAUCGACAAUCAAAAUUAA